AUGAGCCGCUACCUGACGCCCUCCAAGGUCGCCCUGCUCUGCCUCGUCUCGCUGUACACCGAGGGCAUCGUGCCCAACACGUCUGCCGUGCCAGUACUCUCGUUCCUGGUCUCGCACAUUGUGCCCCCUCGCUCAGGCGCCGCUGAGAGAGCGCCUGCUGCCUUUCGCCGCGACAGGAGCCAUGCCGUCUCCAUUGACGAGCUCGAAGAGGUGCUCGCCUACCACGCCUCGUCCAUCCCCGGCCGCUCAGUAUGGGACCUGUUGUUGCGCAAGAUGUGGCUGCUGGACUGCUGCGACGCGCUCGAGAUGUUCUUUGCCGAUAUCCAUUCCAUUGUCGAGAAGCCGCGCGAGGAGCAGAUCAUAGACAGGGACAAUGGCAUUGCCCCCGCCAGCAGCGACCAGCACAUGCUGCUGUCGCGCUCGUCGCCGCUGGGCGCCUUUGUGCGUCGUGCCCAGCUCGAGUUUACGCGUCUGCAGUUUCAUGAUUCCGUCAAGCUGUGGCGCGCUUUUAUCAAGUAUCGUCUGCCGACGUAUCGGGCCUGGGCGAGACGCCAUCCGUCCGGCGAGCAGUCGGCGGUGGAUAACAACUUUGUCGAGCUCGACAUGAGUGCAGACAGCUACCUCGGCCAGGUAAUAUACGGCAAUAUCGAGGGCGAGGCGGACGACGACGGCGCCGGCGUGAGCACCAAGGACGCCGAGCAGCUGCUCACCUUCCAGGUCGACGAGCUGCAACGCCUUGGCGGGAGAGUCUCGGACGAAGUCAAGGAUCAGCUAGAAUAUAUCAUUGCUACGGGGGUCAACGUUCCCAGCAUGUCGCACUAUAUUCGCUUUCUGGACGCCUGGAGAUCGGGCGACUACCCGUCCUCGUUUGAUAAUCUGCACCGCUAUUUUGAUUACACGGUGCACGGCCGUGACCGCAGUUUCUACCAGUAUGCGCUGCUGAAUCUGGCUAUUCUGCAUGCGGAUUUUGGCUGCUAUACGGAAGCCGUGUCGGCCAUGCAGGAGGCCAUCUCCAUUGCGCGCGAGUCGCAUGACAUGGACUGUUUGAAUUUCUGCAUGAGCUGGCUGUAUCAUUUCGGAAAGGCGUUUCCUGAGGAAAUGAAGGACGUUCAGAGCACCGGCAUGUUGGGUAGUGAGAAGGAAGGACUGGCUUUUUUGAAAGCAAAGGCCAAAGAGACCGAGUCUUGGGGGCUGCUCAGCACGACGCAGCUGAGCGAGGCGAAACUUGAGUUACAGAACGGAGACAGCCUUGCGUCGGUCUUUGAGAAUAUCGUCAAGUCGUCGUAUUUGAACGUGACGAGGAAUCUGAGGACGACUAUGGGGCCGCAGCUGUUGCUUCAAGCGUCCGUUUUUUCUAGAAUAGGCCUCACACAUAAUGCCCUGCUGCAAUGUGAGAUUUUCCGCGAAUGCUACGCCAAAGGGGCGCCCUUGGAUGACUAUCUCAAGAUAGCUUAUCGAAGCAGCCAGCUGCUGUCGCAUGGCGGUGGCCAUAAAAGAGCAAUGGCUCGUAUAAACGACAUCUCGCCAGCCGAUCUACGCUCGCUCAAAGCUAGCCAGAGCUGGGCUUAUUACUGCGGUGUUUUGAAACUGCAGCGGCAGAUCCAUAGAGACGACGGCGUCGCCGCCGAACACCUCCUCAGCCAACUCCAAGAAAUGGAACUCCCAGACAUCGACCUCGCCCUACACCUCUCCCUUCUCGAAAUCGAAUUCCGCCUGCGCAAGGGCCACUACCAAAAAGCCAUGGACAUUCUCGACGAAGUCGCACAUUUUAUGCAACAAGACAACUUUGACAUUUUCGUGCAAGUGCGCUUACUCUGCUACAAAGCACGCAUCCUCGCCAAAACGGGUCUGCCACAGCGUGGCUUCUCGCUCGCCAUGCGCGCCGCCAGCAUCGCCUAUCGGUCUCGCGUGUUGCCUGGCCUGUGGGAAGCCAUUGGCGUGCUCGCCACUGUGCUUCUCAGUCUCGGCGAAUUCGAAGCCGCGGCAGAAAUGAUGGAGAGCAUUAUGCCGCAGAUCCUCGAGCUGGAUGACCGCUACCUGACCGCGCGCUCGUACUCGGUGCUUGUCGACGCCAACAUGGGCAUGGCGGGCGACAACUUCAAAACUAACAAAAAGGAAAUGGGGCCGAUGAAAACGAAUAAAAACGUGACGCGUGCAAUUGCAUAUAUAGACUGCGCGUACGACGAGUUUGAGGCGAUUGAGGAUGUGCCUGGGCAAUGCGAGAUGAUGGCUAAGAAGGCGACGGUCAUGCAUUUGACGGGCGAGCCGGUGCUGGCGAAUGAUUAUGCGGCCAAGUGUCUGGAUUUGAAGAGGAAGGCUGCAGAGAGUGAGAGUUGA
Messenger RNA from Talaromyces rugulosus, 2337 nucleotides. RefSeq lists its product as uncharacterized. Gene Ontology annotation, biological process: positive regulation of mitotic metaphase/anaphase transition; anaphase-promoting complex-dependent catabolic process; protein K11-linked ubiquitination. Gene Ontology annotation, cellular component: anaphase-promoting complex. Lineage: Eukaryota; Fungi; Ascomycota; Eurotiomycetes; Eurotiales; Trichocomaceae. The transcript is spliced from 5 exons. The record is from RefSeq and is a predicted model, not a curated record. The coding region runs from base 1 to 2337 and encodes 778 amino acids. Gene Ontology annotation, molecular function: protein binding.